AUGGUGAUGAUGGAUAAAAGUCCUUAUGUGUUUCUGCUAAAUCUAGUCACAGGGUCACAGAUUCAACUUCCACCUAUCACAACAUUUCCUGAGAUUGUGGGUUUUGGAGUUUCUGAACUUGGCCAAGAAGAAUAUCUUUAUCGAACCCACUUGGGGGAUGAGGAGAGACGAAGAGGAGAAUUCAUUAAAUAUUUUUUCUUUCACAAGGUAAUUGUAAUUGGGAAUCCAUCCCUUAGUGAAGGACAUUUAGCCUUCUGUAGGGAAGGAGAUGUGAGAUUGACUUUAGUACACCACCAAGAUGAGUUAAUCUUUUUCUAUGAUGUUGUUUACUGGAAAGGAAAUUUCUAUGCUGUGGAUUCUGCUGGAGUGCUUGUUGUAUGUGAUUUGGAGGGUCCAGUCCCUAAAUUAAGGAAGAUAUUGACUCCACAACCUCCUAUUACAGGAGACAUAUAUUACUUGGUAGUCUCAGGAGAUGAGUUAUUGCUGGUUUCUAGGACAAUAAAAUCUUGUUUCCAUAACGUUAAUAAUAUCAAUUGUCGUGGUCACGAUAUUGAUGAGAAUGCUGAUCAUGCUAAUUCUCAGAGUUACAAUUUCAUCAAGGAUGAGGAUGAUGAUAGCGGAGAUGAAGUUGAUGACAAUGAUUAUAACAAUGAGGAUGACGAUAACGGAGAUGGAGUUGAUGACAAUGAUUAUAACAAUGAGGAUGAGGAUGAUGGAGGUGUACAUCUACUCAAAACAAUUGAUUUUAAGUUUUUGAGUUUGAUGAAGUGGGGGGGACAUGGACCAAGUCUUGAAAAUCGAAUGUUAUUUGUUGGGAAUAACUUUUCAUUUUCUCUCUGCACUAAUGAUUUUCCUCAAUGCAAAGCCAAUCACAUUUAUUUCACUGACGAUGGCACCGAGGGCCAUAUGAACUACUACAUUGGCGCAUCAACAGUCUUGACCGGGGGUCAUGACCUGGGAGCCUAUGACAUGAAGAAUGGCAAAAUUGAACCGUUCCCUUGCUGCCCAGAAGUUACUUGGUUAAUUUGGCCGCCACCCUUUUGGGCUACUCUAUCUCUUUACUAGACAAAUUCCAGUUGCAAGAGGAAAGGUCAUGCAGAUAGAUGGAGGAACUUGGAGAUUAUGAUUUUAAUGUAAAAAAAGUUACUUUUUUCUUGUCACACAUGUAGUACUUCUAUUAAACUAAAUGCUUAGUGCAGUAUUUUGUUAGAAGGAAACAAGAUUAGACUGUGGAUCAACAGUAUUUUUUGAGUUCAUUUCUGAAAGCAUUUCUUCUUCAAAGGUAUUCCAUUCUUUGAAAUAGAGCCUUCGAUGCAGAGCAUUAGAAUUUCAUAGUACUUUGGACAAGUCGAGCAGAUUGUACCACCAACUGAUGCAGCAAGUUGAUUCAUACUGCCUGCCACAGUUUCAUUGUUUAGACCACCAGAGAUGCUUCAAUGGCAGCAGCCAGGGAACCCACCUUGUUCAGAAUUCCCUAGAAUGGUAUUGCACCCUGGAGUCAUCUUCAGUGAGUGGUAGUUAUACAAUCUGAAACUCUCCAUCAACUAUCAAUUUCUCCCCUAGUAGAACAUCAACUGUCAGUUUCUCCCCUAGCGGAAUCCCUAUGUCACAACAAGAGUCUCAGUCCUAUCCAUUUGAAACACACCUUUCCCCCAACAAUGCCUAUGGCUCUCCAACUCCAAGAAGUGGAUCCUGCAUCACGGAUGAUGUUAAUGAUUUCAGGUACAACUACAAGCUAAGAGAACUGGAAAAAUGUAAUGUUGGGACCUGAUGCUGAUAUUAUUGAUAGCAUUGAGUACCUUACAGGACGAACGGAUCCAACAAUACCUCAUCAGGGAUAGACAGCUGGCGGGAUUGGCUUUGGAGGGAGGGGAUUGAGUCUUGAGUGUUAGUCCUGCCUCCAUGCAGUCAAUAGGGUUUCUUUUACUUGCCUUUAGAAAAUUUUCUUCACCAUGAAAAGAAAAGGAGAUAUUUCUUUUGUUAGUUUCUAGAACAAUUUUUCUUAUUUGUGUUGACAUGGUUUCAA
This is a messenger RNA of Tripterygium wilfordii, 2026 nucleotides long. RefSeq lists its product as uncharacterized. Bases 1 to 1065 code for a protein of 354 amino acids. The record is from RefSeq and is a predicted model, not a curated record. The transcript has 3 exons. NCBI's taxonomy places the organism in Eukaryota, Viridiplantae, Streptophyta, Magnoliopsida, Celastrales, Celastraceae.